AUGGAAGAGAAGACGUCUCUGACGGACCUGGGACUUGAGCUGUGGAUUCUCGUGUACCAUCUGUACUGCAAAUACAACAACGAUCCGGAUGCGGCAUUCUACGAAUUGGCGCUUCGUACCCGAUGUGUUUGCAGUAGUGACGACCUUUCUGUUGCUCGAAGCCCAUCGUCGCUGAAGAGUACGCAGUGGUAUCGGGAAAUGACCACCCGCCAUGGUGCUUUGCGGCAGCGCAUAAAGGAAUCUCACUCGGAGGUCUUGCAGGAGGCUGAGGCAGUGACGCGUAGUUUGUACCCCGCAGGGUGUAGGUUGAAGGAGUACGCGGACGCACUUCAAACCUGUGCUGCAAUGCUCACCGUCUCCAUACCAGGUCGGGCAAUUGCGAGGUUUUCCGAAUACCGUGUACAGGAGCUUGCAUCGCAUGCUAUUGUCACAGUUACUGUUGACGAACUCCUCAGCGAUCUUAUAGAGCGCCCGCUGCUUGACGCCAUGACGCCGUCGCAGUGGUGGAAGUUGGAUCCCACGGGCGAUAAUCCCGUGUUGCUGAAGAGUGUCGGGCUCUGCGCUCAUCCGUCACAAAUACAUAUUUUAUGCAUGUGUUCAGGGAAAUUGCGCUGUUACCGCAUUUACUUAGACCCUAUUCUGCACAAAAGCGGACCGACCGCACAAAUCGCCAAGCGUCUUGCACGGACCCAUGGCACCUUGCUCAGCGAAGAGCAGUUUCGUGCCUACCUUGUGCGUCUUCAGAGCCUUAUGAGGCAGGUCGCAGAGGACGGCGACAGAGGGCGCACCUCAAGUAGCACGAUGAAUGACCUUUCGCAUGAAAGUGCGUACCCGCCGUUGCAAUAUCCACAACAAGAGUUAUCAUCUGCGCUCGCCGCAGCGGUGGACUCGGGGAAGGGAGCGAAAGCGACGCAUGAAACUUUGAGUGCAGUGAACAAGGCUGAUGUAGGUCUCCUUUACCGGGACCCAGAGGCAGCUCUGGACAACGUAGACCUCAACGACGCCGACGAUGUCACUCUGCAGGAGUUUAAAGCAAAGAUGGAGGAGAGGUUUUUAGAAAACGCGUUGCGACCCGGCGAUCUUGGCUACGAGUACGACAAACGCGUUGAGGUUAAGCCGACGGAGCGUAGCGAGUGGGACGACUCCGACUAG
Messenger RNA from Trypanosoma rangeli, 1152 nucleotides. RefSeq lists its product as uncharacterized. Lineage: Eukaryota; Euglenozoa; Kinetoplastea; Trypanosomatida; Trypanosomatidae. The coding region runs from base 1 to 1152 and encodes 383 amino acids. Gene Ontology annotation, biological process: microtubule anchoring at centrosome; trans-Golgi to periciliary membrane compartment transport. The transcript has a single exon. Gene Ontology annotation, cellular component: ciliary basal body; centriole; spindle pole. The record is from RefSeq and is a predicted model, not a curated record.